Messenger RNA from Aplysia californica (California sea hare), 863 nucleotides. RefSeq lists its product as uncharacterized. The record is from RefSeq and is a predicted model, not a curated record. NCBI's taxonomy places the organism in Eukaryota, Metazoa, Mollusca, Gastropoda, Aplysiida, Aplysiidae.
CCUUUGCCACAGCUUACGACCUGAUAGCUACCCCAGUUGUCCCCCCCGGUGGUGACGUUGUUGCAUGCACUCACAGCACACCGGAGUUCAGCGUUCUCUUCAACGAAAGUCUUGCGUACGACGUGGUGAUCACCGCCCGCAAUCCCAUGGAUUCCACCACCGUCACCAAAUCGGUCGAAAUUCAGGAGAUGGUGUCAGGCUUCCUGGUGGUAGAUGGGAACUCGCAGGUCAAGGCUAACGAAGUGAAGCUGCUCAACGCAAGCUUCACAGCUGUGGGCACAAAGACCUGUGUGUACGUGGAUUUUGGAGACGGCGUCAAGAGGAUUUAUUCAGACUUCUUGCCGACUUGCACCCAUAUUGCCAGUUUCUCCUCAGUCGCUAUUGGAGAUAAACUACCUCUGUCCAGUGUGUACACAAUGCAGCAUGUCUACACCACCGAUGGCUUCUACACGGUUAGCGCAACUGCUCAGAACGAUCACUCUAGUGAGACACUGACUGUGUCUUUCAGCAUCACAGCCCUGGACUGUGGGAAGCCGGCCGUCGACAUACAUAACAGGUUGGUUUGAGCAGACGGAAACGUAAAGUUUCGAGAGACGGAGAUUUGUCGCAUUUUAUAUUUUAAAAAUCAUGAGGAAAAGUAAAAAACCCCAACUAGUCUCAGUUAUUGUGGAAACAUACAAUAAAGACAAAUUAACAGAAAAUGCUGUGCAAAGUAUGGAUGACAUGAGGAUAAGUUGCACCACGAAUUUUGACCUCACAAUAGUACUUAUGAGAGGAGAACAAAUAGAGAAGUGCUCCAAAUAGCAAGUUUUGAAAGAUUUAUAAUCGGAACCGUCAGAAAAAGACUGUUAAGAUUCUUUGGA